AUGGUUCGUUUCACCGCUCUUCUCUCCGUCGCGGCGGCCACGCAAGCCGUUCUGGCUACGCCCAUCCGCGCCCGCACUCCCUACGCUGUCAAGGAGAGCCAUUACGUGCCCCGCCAGUGGUCCAAGACUGGUCCCGCUCCUGAGAGCCAUGUUAUCCACUUGCACAUUGGCCUGAAGCAGAGCCAAUUCGACGAGCUCGAACGCCACUUGUACGAAGUGUCUGACCCUGAUCAUUACCGCUAUGGGCAGCAUUUGACUGCUGAGCAUGUGAACGAUCUUGUCAAGCCUUCGGACGAGGCCCUUAAGGCCGUGCAUGAGUGGCUCGGCGAAAGCGGCGUUGAUGUUUCGGCGCUGCGGUACAGCCCUGCGCAGGACUGGAUUGACGUCACGCUGCCCGUCGCAGAUGUUGAGGCCCUUCUCGACACCGAGUACAGCGUCUACCAGCACGAAGACGGUAGCAGGCUUAUCCGCACCUCCAAAUGGUCUCUUCCUCAGCACCUGCACGAGCACAUUGACGCCAUUCAGCCUACCACCUCUUUCAUGCGGACGGGUGCUCAGGCCAGUAAUGCUCUGGAGCUCGCGCCCUGGGUUUCGGCCAGCUACACUCCUCCCACCAACAGCACCAUUGCCAAGGUGUGCAACGUCAGCUCCGUCACCCCUGAGUGCUUCCAGAACCUCUACAGCACCAAGGGCUACAUCCCGCAUACCGGAAAGAGCAAAGUCGGCUUCACCAACUAUCUUGGAGAGAUUCCCAUCCGGCCCGACACGGAGCUGUUCCUCUCCAAGUACCGCCCUGACGCUGUUGCCGAUGCUUCGACCUUUACCCAAACUUCGAUCGCCGACGGCCCCGUGCAGGACACUGCUCUGAACUACACCCAGGCCGAGGACGGCAUUUCCAGGGAGGCCAACCUCGACGUCCAGGCCCAGGCUGGCAUUGCCGGGCCCAUCCAGAUCAACUCCUGGUCGACUGGCGGCAGCCCGCCGUUCAACCCCGACAUCAGCACGCCAACCAACACCAACGAACCCUACCUCGUCUGGCUCAACUACGUCCUGUCUCUUCCCCAGGAGGAGCUGCCUCAAGUCAUCAGCACGUCCUACGGCGAUAGUGAGCAAACUGUUCCGGAGGCCUACGCUAAGAAGGUCUGCUCGCUCUUCGCGCAGCUCGGCGCCCGCGGAAUUUCCGUCCUCUUUUCCAGCGGUGAUUCCGGCGUUGGUACAAACGGCACCUGCAUCAGCAACGAUGGCAAGAAUACGACGCAGUUCCUUCCCGCUUUCCCGGCCAGCUGCCCAUACGUCACCACCGUCGGCGCCACCCACGAAUUCGAGCCUGAGGUUGUCGCCUACCGCCCCUCCUACACCGACUCCCUGGGCCGUGUGCACAACGUGUACUCCAGCGGCGGCGGCUUCAGCAACUACUUUGCCCAGCCAGACUACCAGAAGAAGGUUGUCAACAAGUACGUCAAGAAUCUGGGCGGCGAGUUCGACGGCCUCUACAACAAGUCCGGCCGCGCGUAUCCCGACAUCGCUGCGCAGGGUCAGUACUUCGCGUACUUCUGGAACGGCACCGAGGGCGUCAUUUCUGGCACCUCCGCUUCUACACCAUUGCAUGCCGGCAUCUUCGCCCUGGUCAACGACGCGCUGAUCGCACAGGGCAAGCCUGUGCUCGGCUUCCUCAACCCUUGGCUCUACAAGAAGGGCUUCAAGGCCUACACUGACAUCACUGGCGGAAGCGCCGUAGGUUGCUCGAGUGAGGGCUUCCCGGCGACGGAAGGCUGGGAUCCAGUCACUGGCUUCGGUACUCCCAUUUUCCCGUUGCUGGUGAAGGAGGCUGGUGGAAAACUCAAUCAUACUGCGAGAGGAUUGUAG
Molecule: messenger RNA, 1866 nt
Organism: Lasiodiplodia theobromae
Lineage: Eukaryota; Fungi; Ascomycota; Dothideomycetes; Botryosphaeriales; Botryosphaeriaceae
Product: Tripeptidyl-peptidase 1 precursor protein
Exons: 2
Coding region: 1-1866 (621 amino acids)
Biological process (GO): proteolysis
Molecular function (GO): serine-type endopeptidase activity; tripeptidyl-peptidase activity
Source: RefSeq, a predicted model, not a curated record